AUGUUGGAACUCCGUCUUGUCCAAGGUUCACUGCUCAAGAAGGUUCUCGAAUCGAUCAAGGAGCUGGUGAACGAUGCGAACUUCGACUGUUCGUCUACUGGUUUCUCUCUUCAAGCUAUGGAUUCCAGCCAUGUUGCUCUGGUGGCGCUUCUUCUCAGAUCGGAGGGGUUUGAGCAUUAUCGAUGUGAUAGGAACCUCUCCAUGGGGAUGAAUCUCAACAACAUGGCUAAGAUGCUGAAGUGUGCUGGGAAUGAUGAUAUCAUUACCAUCAAGGCUGAUGAUGGCAGUGACACCGUUACCUUCAUGUUUGAAAGCCCUACCCAAGAUAAGAUUUCUGAUUUUGAGAUGAAGCUGAUGGACAUUGAUAGUGAACAUCUUGGUAUCCCUGAGGCUGAAUAUCAUGCCAUUGUUAGGAUGCCAUCUGCUGAGUUUGCUAGGAUUUGCAAAGAUCUAAGUAGCAUUGGUGACACUGUUGUCAUUGCGGUUUCUAAAGAGGGUGUCAAGUUUUCCACCAAAGGAGAUAUUGGAAGUGCAAAUAUAGUUUGCAGGCAGAAUACUACUGUGGACAAGCCUGAAGAAGCUACUGUCAUAGAGAUGAAUGAGCCUGUUGCCUUGCAGUUUGCCUUGAGAUACAUGAACUCUUUUACGAAGGCAACACCUCUGUCCAGUUCAGUUACCAUUAGUCUGUCAAAUGAGCUGCCGGUUGUAGUGGAGUACAAGAUUGCUGAAAUGGGUUAUGUUCGAUUCUAUUUGGCUCCCAAAAUAGAGGAGGACGAAGAGGAAACAAAACCCCAAGUUUAG
Vicia faba (fava bean) is the source of this 801-nucleotide messenger RNA. Lineage: Eukaryota; Viridiplantae; Streptophyta; Magnoliopsida; Fabales; Fabaceae. The record is from the annotation of a GenBank genome assembly.